This is a messenger RNA of Carlito syrichta (Philippine tarsier), 857 nucleotides long. Its product is annotated as protein-lysine methyltransferase METTL21C. Gene Ontology annotation, biological process: peptidyl-lysine methylation. Bases 1 to 789 code for a protein of 262 amino acids. Gene Ontology annotation, molecular function: protein-lysine N-methyltransferase activity. The record is from RefSeq and is a predicted model, not a curated record. The transcript has 4 exons. NCBI's taxonomy places the organism in Eukaryota, Metazoa, Chordata, Mammalia, Primates, Tarsiidae. Gene Ontology annotation, cellular component: cytosol; cytoplasm.
AUGGACGUGUGUCUGAGCUCUGUGCAGCAGGCCGGGCGUCUGGAGGAAGGACUGGAUGCCCCAGGAGGCUGGCUAGAGGUUGAGAAGAAGGAGGUUGUCCAGAAAGACAGUGCUGAGGGACCCCCAGGAGAUUCUAAUGAGAUAGAGCCAUCUCUUCAAAGCCUCCAGAAAUUUGUUCCUACCGAUUAUGCCAGCUACACUCAGGAGUAUUACCGGUUUGCAGGAAGGAAGAUUGUCAUCCAAGAAUCGAUAGAGAGCUACGGAGCGGUGGUGUGGCCUGGGGCUACGGCUUUGUGUCAGUAUUUGGAGGAACAUGCAGAGGAACUGAAUCUCCAAGAUGCUAAGAUACUUGAAAUAGGGGCUGGACCAGGCCUCGUUUCCAUUGUGGCCAGUAUUUUAGGAGCUCAAGUCACAGCAACAGAUCUGCCCGAUGUCCUUGGAAAUCUUCAACACAAUCUUUUAAAAAACACUCUAAAAUGUACGGCCCAUCUGCCUGAAGUGAGGGCACUGGCAUGGGGGGAAGACUUGGAGCAGAACUUCCCCAAGUCCACUUUUUACUACGACUAUGUUCUGGCCUCGGAUGUGGUCUACCACCACUACUUCCUGGACAAGCUGCUUGCCACCAUGGUGCACCUGUCCCAGCCAGGGACCCUGCUGCUGUGGGCGAACAAGUUCAGAUUCAGCACUGAUUACGAAUUUUUAGACAAAUUCAAGCAAGUUUUUGAUACAACACUUUUAGCUGAAUAUUCAGAGUCAUCAGUGAAACUUUUUAAGGGGAUACGAAAAUGAGACUAAAUAAACAAAAUGCCUCUUGCAAUACUGGUGUGUCUUUUGAGCUGUGUUAGAAAUUGUAUUGG